Messenger RNA from Miscanthus lutarioriparius, 888 nucleotides. The record is from the annotation of a GenBank genome assembly. Lineage: Eukaryota; Viridiplantae; Streptophyta; Magnoliopsida; Poales; Poaceae.
AUGGCGGCGGCGACGGAGGUGGCGCCAGUUCAGCAGCGGAGCCAUGCGGCGGCAGGGUGGAGGGUGGUGGCCGGGUGGCUCGGCCUGCUCUUCCAGAUCCUGCUCCGGAUCAUCCGCAGCACGCCCUCCUCCUGGGCGCAGCUCCUCUCCUUCGUGGGCCUGCGCCACCCGCUCCUCCCAGUCGCCGCGUCGCCUGAGGUGGCCUUCGUGCAGCUCCCAUCCGAGGCCCCUGCUGACGCGUCGCCUCCGCCGCUCCGGCGGCUCACGGUGGUGCUUGACUUGGAUGAGACUUUAGUUUGCGCGUACGAGUCCUCGAGCCUUCCUGCUACUCUGCGCACACAGGCUGUUGAAGCAGGAUUGCAUUGCUUUGACAUGGAAUGCGAAUCGGCUGAAAAGGAUCCUGAUGGAAGGCAGAGGAUAAAUCGUGUAACUGUCUUUGAGCGUCCUGGCUUACAUGAAUUUUUGCAGCGAACUAGCGAAUUUGCUGAUCUUGUUCUCUUUACAGCUGGUUUGGAAGGCUAUGCAAAACCUCUAGUUGACAGGAUAGAUGCUCACAACAGAUUCACUCACCGUCUCUAUCGGCCAUCAACUGUUACUACGGAAUACAGAGAGCAUGUAAAAGAUCUUUCUUGUUUGUCCAAAGAUUUCCAGAGAAUUGUCCUUGUUGAUAACAAUCCAUACAGUUUUUUACUGCAACCAUUGAAUGGAAUACCAUGUAUAACAUUUUCAGCUGGACAACCUGUUGACGAUCAGCUUAUGGGAACGAUAUUUCCGCUUCUCGAGCACCUUGCUCUGCAAAAAGAUGUUAGACCUGCAUUGUAUGAAACGUUUCACAUGCCAGAGUGGUUUCAAAGACAAGGAAUCCCACAAAUUGAACAGGCACUUUAG